Molecule: messenger RNA, 669 nt
Organism: Gavialis gangeticus (Gharial)
Lineage: Eukaryota; Metazoa; Chordata; Crocodylia; Gavialidae
Product: adenylate cyclase type 10-like
Exons: 5
Coding region: 1-669 (222 amino acids)
Biological process (GO): cyclic nucleotide biosynthetic process; intracellular signal transduction
Cellular component (GO): cytoplasm
Molecular function (GO): adenylate cyclase activity
Source: RefSeq, a predicted model, not a curated record
AUGAGAAAUGCCUCGAUACUGUCUCCCAGUUGUGAGCAUGAAAAGGCCUUACGGAGGUUUGUGGUGGGAAAUAUUCUGGAAAAGAUUGAUGAUAAUCAGCCACUGAAGUUUUUCUCUGAGCUUCGGCCAUUAACCGUUGUCUUUGUCAAACUGCAAUUUUACGAGAGCAUAAAAAUGCCAGGGUUGUGCAGAUCAAUCCAGGAGGCCACUGUGCACAUUUCUGGUACCAUAGAGAGCUUGAGAGGCAAAAUUCUCAAAAUCUCCACAUUUGGCAAAUGCUGCACAUUUCUGUGUGUUUUUGGACUGCCAGGUGAUAAAAGGAUGGAUGAGAGUACUCGGGUCUUAGAUACUGCAAUGAGAAUCUCUGAUUUCUUCUCUGAAAAUCACAUGAAACUUGAGCUGGUUUCCAUUGGGAUUACAAGUGGACAAGUGUUUUGUGGAGUGGUUGGCCAUCCUUCUAGACACGACUACACAGUUGUUGGCUCAAAGGUACAGAUGGCUGCUAGGAUGCUGGUGCUGUAUCCGGGGCUGAUAGCCUGUGAUGAAGUGACUUAUUCAAAAUCUGGGCUACCCAGCCGUUUCUUUAAAAAGCUUCCAGACAAGGAGAUGAAUGAUGCUGUGACCUCUGAAGUCAUGUAUGAAUAUCUUGGCAGAAAGAAAAACCCGUAA